UAGCAUUGCUCAAGCCCACCCACUACCCACCCAUGCACAUACACAUGCACAAGCAUGUGCUGUGUUAGUUUAGAUGCCAUGCUGGUUUAGGAUACAUAAUUACUCAUAUCAGUCUACCAUGAAUUGGCCCUGCAGAUGGGAGAUGCUCCUUAUUACCUUGUGGAUACAAGUGGGAUUUAUGCCUGGCAUACAUUGCAAGGAUGGGACAGUCGGUCAUCUGUUAAGGGAAGCAGAUGUUUUACUCUUAAAGGAUGAGCAGGAUCCUAAAUGUUUCACGCGGACACAAGAGGAUUUCACUUGCUUCUUUGAGACUGCAGACAACAGAACUUAUGAUUUUCUCUAUGUCUUCGACAGCCAAUCUGGAAAGAAAAGGUGUGACAUGUCUGUUCAGGCAACAGAAGAGGGAACUUUCCUCUACAUCUGCUCAUUUCCUGCCGAGGAUGUUUUGUUGUAUAUUUGGAUACACCUUGACGUGGAGGUACACAACACCAGCACCAUCCUGUACAACCGGACUGUCGCUGUGGAGGACCACACUCUCCUGGAUCCGCCAUUCAAUGUGUCUUUACAACAAAAUGGCCAAGUAGGGCAACUGCAGGUCUCAUGGCACACAGAUGUCUCAAAAUACAUGAAAGGCAAUGUGAUGUAUAGGAUUCGUUACUCCUCCAAGGGGCUGGGAGAGAAGACAAAAGAUGAGGCAAAGGAGGGUGACGUACUAGUCUCUCUGGUACCAGGGGAAGAGGUUGAGGUCCAGGUCACUGUCAAAUGUGCCCCUAAUACAAAUGCAGGACACUGGAGCAGCUGGUCACACCCUGUACGAGCCAUGGUUCCCCAAAUGGCAGGUGAUGUUUCACUCGUGUGCUACACUUCUGACAUGCAAAAUAUCACAUGUCAGUGGAAUACGAGCAGAUAUGGUGAAAAGAAAGAGUACAAACUUUUCUACCAGAUGAGUCUCAGUGAAGCUUUGGGCUGGACAGACUGGACUGAGUGUCAUGCUGACAGGAAAUUGACUGAGCUGUGCCGUUUCCGUGGAGAUGAGUCCAGAAAAGUCAGGAUCAAGCUCAGCGGCACUCCAUCUCCACUCAGCAGAACCUUCUAUAUUCAAAAGUUCACACUCAACAACAGCAUCAAAACAUCCCCACCAAGUCAUCUGAGAGGAGCACUGGAGAAAGAUAAGUUGUGCUUGAAAUGGGACGUUCCUCUUCAGUCUCUGUCAGAUCACCUGCAGUAUGAAGUUGACUACCAGAUCAGAGGGGGUGAAGCAAGGAUGAGGGUAUCCCCAAAUAGACCUUGUCUAGAGGUUCCAAUAGGUGGCCGGUACAGUGUUAAAUUACGAGCUAAACCUAAUGGAUCCAUUUACUCAGGCGACUGGAGUGACUGGUCAGAUGUGCUUACUGGUGACCCCCCCACAAACAUAGGCACUUUACUCAUGCUGUGUAUCCCUGUCCUGCUGCUGAUAACUGCUAUAAUCCUCCUCUCUUUAAUUUACACUCAUCUCAGUAAGCUUAAACAGUUUUGGCCGCCGGUUCCCAACCUUGACAAAGUCCUGCAAGGCUUUCUAAAAGAGAUCAACGGGCAGAGAUGGAAUCCUCCGAUAAUGGCAAAGCAGUGCUCUGAGGAAACCACUUCAUCUGUGGUGGAGGUGAUGUCAGAAGAGGUUUCUGUUGGGAAGCCAUCAGAGGAAUUCACAGAGUUCCUGUUGCCAGAAAGUGGCUUCUCCAGCAAUGAACAUGUAGAUGGAAGUCCUGGGACUGAAGUCUUUCCGGACUAUGUGACUCUGAGCAAAGACAGUGUUAUUGUUUGCCCAAAUGGAAACUAUGUCUGCAAGCAGGUUGGAGAGAAAGAAGGCCCAGAGGUAAGAAAUGAGCUCCUCCAAAAUGUCACUCUUCCUGCACUAAUGGCUCAGUUUUCACCCCACUCUGCUUAGGCACUGACUUUCUUAACCAUUCCUACUUUCCUCUGGCUGAGCCUGC
Molecule: messenger RNA, 1970 nt
Organism: Micropterus salmoides (largemouth bass)
Lineage: Eukaryota; Metazoa; Chordata; Actinopteri; Centrarchiformes; Centrarchidae
Product: thrombopoietin receptor-like
Biological process (GO): hemopoiesis; cytokine-mediated signaling pathway; positive regulation of cell population proliferation
Cellular component (GO): external side of plasma membrane
Molecular function (GO): protein binding; cytokine receptor activity
Source: RefSeq, a predicted model, not a curated record